UUUGCUUGUUAUUGGGCAAGGCCCUAUAUUUUGGGCAUUUUGAUUUGAAAUCCACAACAACGGGCUUGAUAACAUCGAAAAUAAUCAUCAAUAUCAGCAUUUUCGUGCUUGGAACAUGCAUAGCCGUGCAAAGAAUAUGUGUUCAAAGCUGGUGGAUCAGGAGCUAGAGGGUCCUACUAAAUCAAGCACAGAUAGCCAUCACCAGCACCUCCACCAUUGCGAUGAUGCUGACAACCAGGAGGCACAUCAUGAGGACACUCUCUGCUUGUCCUCGGUAGCUGAGAAUAGCUGGUGGGGACAGCUGCUUGGUCAAAAUGAGCAGGCUGAGAUUCUACAGCCGUCCCUGUCACUGGUCUCUGCGGCGGCCGCCAGCACAAGUGGCGACGCCCGGCAGCUGGCGUGCUCCGGUAUCUCUGACCUGAUGAUCUGCGCCGGCGACUGGCCGUCACCUCAGCCGGCCACCCUCGCCGUCCUCGAGCCGGUGCUGGGCCGUGAGGUGGCCGCCCUGGCGCGCCGCGCCGCCGGCGGGCCUACCGUGCGCAAGGGCGCCUCGCUCGGCAUUGCCAACCUCCUGUGGGCCGCGCGCAGAGACGCUGUCAUCGUGGCCCGGCUGAUGGAGUUUCUGGAGGUCCGCCGGUGUGCGGUGGACGCCGCGGCUGCCGCCAGCGCCUCGACCCCUGAGAUGGAGGACGCGGCGCCGUACACGGUGCUCAACCGCUGCCGCCAGUUCUGUGAGAACAUUGGCACGCCGCCGCCGCCGGCCGAGGACGCUGAGGCGGCCGCGCGGCGCGCCCGGCUCGACCGGCUGACCCGGCUGAUGAGUGGCGAGCAGUACCGCGCGUUCACGGCCGUGCGUAUCAGGGCGGCGCCGCGCGGCAGGGCUCUGCGCGCCUGGCUGGACGACCACUGGCCGGCCGGUGUGCCGCCGGCGCGCGGGCUCUCGCUGCUGGCGCUCCAGUUUCUGCUGAGGGAACUGGUAGCCAUGCUGGUGGACGCGUGUAUGCUGGUGCGAGCGGAGACGUGCGGCGAGCCGGCCGGCCUGCCCACCGAGAGUCUGACCCCGGAGCACGCCCGAGAGGCGGUGCGGCGCCUGCAGAUGGCAGCACCGCCCGGCGCGGACAUGCUGCUCGUGCGGUGACGGCGCUUCGUGUCGGUAGGUGGCGGCACCGGUCAUCUGGUGCUGGUUUCGGAUGAUGCUCUCCAGCGUCCGCCUCACUUGCUGCUGAUGGGAUUGAAACGUUAAAGGGACUAUCCCACCUUUAACAUGGGGUUUGAGCUGAGAUAGCCAAGUUUGCGGCGAGGUUCAGAAACCACUAUCUAUCUAGGUUGCAACCCCCGCGGCCUC
Molecule: messenger RNA, 1345 nt
Organism: Amphibalanus amphitrite
Lineage: Eukaryota; Metazoa; Arthropoda; Thecostraca; Balanomorpha; Balanidae
Exons: 3
Coding region: 116-1138 (340 amino acids)
Biological process (GO): transcription by RNA polymerase II
Source: RefSeq, a predicted model, not a curated record